Molecule: messenger RNA, 1795 nt
Organism: Hypoxylon fragiforme
Lineage: Eukaryota; Fungi; Ascomycota; Sordariomycetes; Xylariales; Hypoxylaceae
Exons: 2
Coding region: 247-1326 (359 amino acids)
Source: RefSeq, a predicted model, not a curated record
UGCAGUGUAACGCAGCCAUUCCUCCCUUCCGUUUCAUUACUACAUACCAAGCUAUGCUGUGAUCCCCCAACCUUAUGGUUUUGCCUGGUAGCUGCAAUGCACGUGUAAUGUUAAGCCAUUAUGUGAGACGGAGGUUUAAAAACCCCUUGACGGUUCUUAUAGAGAGCCUGGAUUCUUAUAUGCUCAGCACUCGACGUUAGUUGAGCACCAUGGGUUUCCGGGAACCAGGACCGAAACGAUGAGAAUAUGGCUCCCGUCCAAAGUUCAUCUGACAGUAACGAACAUACUACUGCAUACGCCGUCAACGGGCUCGCCAUCACAUUGGCCGUCAUCUCCGUUGCACUGCGGUUCUAUACCCGUCUAUUCACGAAGUCGGGCCUUAAAGUCGAUGACUGGCUCAUCUUAGUCGCUCUCAUUACUUCCUUAGUAACUGCAGUCCUCGUAUUAAUCGGCAACAAAGCUGAUCCGAAUGGCAUCCAUGUGCUGGAAAACGAAGACCCGAACUAUGCUUACACCGACGCGGACCAUCUGUACCUCAAACUGUCCUUCACCUGCUCCGUCCUAUAUCUAACGGCUGCUGGCGCCACCAAGUUGGGGAUCUUACUCAUGUACCAUCGGAUCUUCGCUAUCAGCACUUAUUUCCGGUACCAGCUAUUUGCUGCAAGUUCGCUCGUCAUCGGCUGGUGGAUCGGGUGCACGAUCGCCGCGCUCAGGAAAUGUGAUCCGCUAGAAGCCGGGCUGUUCAACACUCUAAACGACCCCAAGCAUUGCUUCAACUUCAAUGUUUUCUGGCUGGGCUCGGGAAUUUGCGAGAUAUUUCUAGAUGUUUGGAUUUUGACGCUGCCGGUGGGCGUGGUGGUGCGGAUGCGGAAUUCGCCGAGGCAGAAGCUUGUCGUCUCUGGAAUCUUUAUGCUGGGUGCGCUAUCUAUUAUCACCGGUAUAGUCAAGACUAUACUUGCUUAUAAGCCAGGAAGACGGUCGUUAUCUUACGCCAAUACGGAAGUCUGGACGGCCUUGCAUACAAGUAUAGCCAUCCUUUGCGCCAGUCUGCCUAUACUCAGACCCCUUGCCAAACGUAUAGCAGCAUCCAGAUUUGGCGUGAAACUCUCGUCUCUCUUCUCCCGGUUACGAAAAUCACGAAGUUCACAGUCCGGCGAUGGUUCGGAAAGCGAUCAAAAGAGGACUGAGACGCCACCACAUGGACACUUCAACUUAUCAUUCAUAGCUUCAGAGGCGGUUCAAAAUAUAUUAAAAGCACCGAAUACGGUUGACCCCGCUCCUCAUUCCGAACCACCUAGGCAUUAUUACCUCCCAGUGAACCCCUGAGCCAAGUAUAUUCCUGGUAUUGUCGUCAUACCCCGUAUCCUAGUCCCGCAUGUCUAUGACACCUCACUUAUAAGCUCUCGCUUUACCGUCCGACCAAUUCCACUCUGGGUGGAAACUAAACAACUAUCAGCUUUCACAUUUUAUUUGGGAAUGUGGGCUAGGGGGAUGGUGGGGCUCCUACAUUGCUACCGCAUACCACUUAUAAGAAUCGGCGGUUUUGCAAGCCAAGUCAGGCUUGUAGCGAACUAGAUUAAAGAUCAGGGCUAUGUAAUAUGUUGCUGUGUUUGGUAUGAGCGCCCCAUUCUCAUCGACCGCAGGUUCUGUGGAUGAUAGCGUUAGAAGUUACUCAAGACCAAAAGGUACUACCCAGGAGGAGGUGGGGCGGCGGCGCGUAUAAGAAGCCAGUGGAAUAGCUUACGGUCUAUCAAGAUGGUUUCUUCAUAACAACCAUAGUAAUGAGCCCUAAUUC